AUGUUAAAAAAAUAACAAUAUAUUAUAUAUUUUUAUAUUUAAAACCAUAAUAGAUCAUUUUUCUAAUUUAGAUCUGAAUAAUUGAUAGAAACGAGCUGGAUAAUUUAACUAACUUAAUUUCUAUAGUCUUUAUUUUUAUAAAAUAAUUGGAUUUGUAUACUAAAUUAAAUCUACCUUAAUAGUUCUCGAAUAAGGACAAUUAUUGGAGUCUAAGUUUAAUGA
Paramecium tetraurelia is the source of this 222-nucleotide messenger RNA. RefSeq lists its product as uncharacterized. The transcript is spliced from 2 exons. The record is from RefSeq and is a predicted model, not a curated record. NCBI's taxonomy places the organism in Eukaryota, Ciliophora, Oligohymenophorea, Peniculida, Parameciidae.